UAAAACUUUAGAAGGACUCAAACGACACGACCACCUAAAAAAAUCUUAAUAUCCGUAAAACUCACAACAUUUGGCAACAGACUUUUCAUUUAAAGAGACACGGCCACUGCGAUCGAUCCGGGCAGACCUUUGAUCUAUUACUCAUGACCGUAACCCCACAUUUGCAAAAAACAGCAACUUUUGCCGAAAAAACAUCCUUAACAACAUGAAGGCAGGAUAAUAUAACUAAAAACCACGAAAUUAUUUUACGCAGGCCACGAUUUAUUCCGUAAACAGGCUCGGUUGGUGGCCUUUGACAAAAGAUAAAGUGAGGUUAGCAUUCCAGCUAACAACAACAACAGCAAGUAACUGAAAAAGUGUUUUUAUAGUGAAAUAUCUAAUAAAAAUGUAUAACUUGAUAAAAACGGGCACUUCAAGACUAUUCCCAUCUGGUUUAAACAAAAUUCCGAAAGUGACAACCGCGUGGCUCCGAGAAAUAACCACAGAAAACAAAUUUAAAAUUAAGGAUGAAUUUGAGGGCAGGCCACUCUACCUGGACGCCCAAGCAACGACGCCCCUUGACCCGCGAGUUUUGGAUGAAAUGAUGCCCUAUUUGACCUCGUAUUACGGCAACCCGCAUUCGAGAACCCAUGCGUAUGGUUGGGAGUCGGAGGCAGCAGUGGAAAAGGCCAGAUUGCAGGUAGCGAAUUUAAUCGCGGCAGACCCAAAGGAAAUUAUUUUCACCUCGGGCGCAACUGAAAGCAACAAUAUUGCGGUUAAGGGAGUAGCAAGGUUCUACGCCGCAAAAAAGAAACACAUUAUUACCACUCAAACCGAACACAAGUGCGUACUGGAUUCCUGCAGAGCACUGGAAGCGGAAGGCUUCAAAGUUACUUAUUUACCAGUGAAUACUAAUGGUUUAAUUUCGCUGGAAGAACUCGACAAAGCAAUAACACCCGACACCUCAUUGGUCUCCAUAAUGACGGUGAAUAACGAAAUAGGAGUGAAGCAACCAAUUGGAGAGAUUGGACGACUGUGCAGAUCCAAGAAAGUGUUUUUCCACACUGAUGCCGCACAAGCCGCUGGAAAAGUUCCGCUCAACGUCCAGGACAUGAACAUCGAUUUGAUGUCAAUCAGUGGGCAUAAAGUGUAUGGGCCAAAAGGGAUUGGGGCAAUUUACGUGAGGAGGCGACCGAGAGUGAGGGUGGAGGCCAUUCAAAGCGGCGGAGGACAAGAGCGUGGAAUUCGCAGUGGAACUGUACCCACCCCUUUAGCAGUGGGUUUGGGACGAGCGUGUGAAAUCUCGCAGGACGAUAUGGAGUAUGACCACGCAAGAAUCACCCGACUGAGCCAGAGGCUUAUGAAUGUAAUUUUCUCCGAAUUAUCGCAUGUAAUUAGGAAUGGAGAUCCUGUACAUACGUAUCCAGGCUGUAUCAACUUGUCCUUUGCCUAUGUGGAAGGCGAAUCGCUGCUGAUGGCUUUAAAAGAUGUGGCCCUGUCCAGUGGAUCCGCAUGCACUUCAGCAUCCCUCGAACCCUCGUAUGUACUAAGAGCAAUUGGGACUGACGAAGAUUUGGCGCAUAGCUCUAUACGGUUUGGAAUCGGCCGAUUUACAACCGAAGAGGAAGUCGAUUAUACAGCAAGGAAAUGUAUCGAUCAUGUGACGAGACUGAGGGAGAUGAGUCCGCUGUGGGAAAUGGUUCAAGAAGGAAUCGAUUUGAAAUCGAUCCAAUGGUCCCAGCAUUGAGCUGAUGAGACUCUGAUGGACUCGAAUUGUGUGUGAUUAUUGGAAAUUGAGUUUUAAUAAAGCGAUGCACAAGA
Messenger RNA from Dendroctonus ponderosae (mountain pine beetle), 1800 nucleotides. RefSeq names its product cysteine desulfurase, mitochondrial (gene Nfs1). Gene Ontology annotation, molecular function: pyridoxal phosphate binding; cysteine desulfurase activity. The record is from RefSeq and is a predicted model, not a curated record. The transcript has 7 exons. Lineage: Eukaryota; Metazoa; Arthropoda; Insecta; Coleoptera; Curculionidae. The coding region runs from base 386 to 1726 and encodes 446 amino acids. Gene Ontology annotation, cellular component: nucleus; cytosol; mitochondrion. Gene Ontology annotation, biological process: [2Fe-2S] cluster assembly.